AUGUCUUCCUUCGUCAAGGAUCCAGAGCUCUGCCAGAAAUACGCCCAGUUUGCCUCGCACAUGGUGAGAUGGCAGUUCAAGAUCAUCUACUGGACCUUGUUCAUGAGCAACCUCGUCGUUCUCUUCCUCGCCUCAUGGACAUUCACAAGAGGACAAAAGGCCAUAGAACAGUUCAGCGAUGAGAAACGAAAACGGUCAAAGAGCCUGCGGCUCUACAUAUUUCUCUGCCUCGGAUGUGUUGCUGUGUCGACCACAAUCGUCAUCAUGGAGGCAUACUCGCUCCUGGCACUCCAGUUCUGCGAUGGUGAGGACCUCAUGUCGCUCUACUGGUCUACAUGGACCAUGAUCCAGGUCGGGUCUCUGAUCGCCAUGGUCGGCAUCAUCCUGGCCCUCGCCCACGCCCUCAACGACCGGAAGCACCCACCGUGGGCACUCGCCCUGGGAACCCCAGUCCUCGUCAUCGCCGGGUUUCUGCAUCUCUUCCAUGACUGCACCAAGUCGAGAAUCAAGAAGUACCGCGCGAAGAACUCAGAUGACGAUGACGAUAUCAACCAAGGCCCACCAAUGAGCCAGGCCAACACCAUCCAAGCACCGGAAGACGCAGACGAAGACGACGCCGUCCACGGCGAGUUCAUCGGCUUCACGGUCGAGGGCGGUCCCAUUGUCCGGUUCUCCAACCGCUUCGGCAAGGACAUGCUACCAAGGAACGCGGAGCUCCUGGGCUUCUGCAACGACGAUCGCCCCAUCGUCGCAUACCACAAGGACUCCAUCAGGUUCAUCAGCGAGUCCGAGAAGGACACCAUCGCCAAGGGCCAGAACAAGGGCAAGGCCUAG
Messenger RNA from Clonostachys solani, 834 nucleotides. The record is from the annotation of a GenBank genome assembly. NCBI's taxonomy places the organism in Eukaryota, Fungi, Ascomycota, Sordariomycetes, Hypocreales, Bionectriaceae.